UAUUCUCCAAUUUACUAUUUUUCAAAUUAUUUUGUUCUUUCUUUCUCGUGUCCUCUGAUUAUCGAUGUAGAGCUUGCCGGAAAGCAAAGGAAAAGACUAAAAGUAUGUUGCACUACGAGGGUGGGUGGCCCCGGGAAAUAGACGUGGGGGAUGAUGAACAGAAGCAGAGGUACUGCAAGAAACUAGAGAAGGAGGAGGGGUACACGCAGACUAUUCUGUCUCUGUGUGAGGGCAUGGAGACCAGUAUUCUGCAGAACAGUGCAAUCGACAUCUAUGAAGACUACUUCACUGAUGUCGACCAGACAGGAGCUGGUGCAGUAGGAGGGGGUAGUUUCGGGGGUGCCGAUGAGUCACGGGGGGACUGGACACCCAAAGUGAAGAGUGAGUUCAAGGACGCCAACGAUAG
Molecule: messenger RNA, 406 nt
Organism: Symsagittifera roscoffensis
Lineage: Eukaryota; Metazoa; Xenacoelomorpha; Acoela; Convolutidae
Product: dynein intermediate chain 3, ciliary-like
Exons: 3
Source: RefSeq, a predicted model, not a curated record